This is a messenger RNA of Chelonoidis abingdonii (Abingdon island giant tortoise), 3013 nucleotides long. RefSeq names its product methylcrotonyl-CoA carboxylase subunit 1 (gene MCCC1). Gene Ontology annotation, cellular component: mitochondrion. The record is from RefSeq and is a predicted model, not a curated record. NCBI's taxonomy places the organism in Eukaryota, Metazoa, Chordata, Testudines, Testudinidae. Gene Ontology annotation, molecular function: ATP binding; methylcrotonoyl-CoA carboxylase activity; metal ion binding.
UCCAACUGCUUUGAGCCCGCUCGGCUCCCGUCCCCGCGCAGACAUGGCGGCCACGGCGCUAGUGAGCGAGCGGGGCCGCCGGUGCCUGUGGGCGCUGCAGUACCAAAAAUGGAUUUGGGGACAAACAUGCCUGAAAUUUGCUUCAACAACAGAAAGAAGAAACAUAGGGAAGGUCCUCAUUGCAAACCGAGGAGAAAUUGCAUGCAGGGUGAUGCGGACGGCCAGAAAGAUGGGCGUGAAGUCUGUAGCAGUUUACAGUGAUGCAGACAAGAAUUCCAUGCAUGUCGCAAUGGCAGAUGAAGCAUAUUUCAUUGGUCCGGCUGCCUCUCAGCAGAGCUAUUUAGCCAUGGAAAAAAUAAUACAAGUGGCCAAAAUAUCAACAGCACAGGCUAUUCAUCCAGGGUAUGGUUUCCUCUCAGAAAACACAGAGUUUGCCGAGCUGUGCAAGCAAGAGGGAAUCAUCUUCAUAGGCCCUCCUUCGUCUGCUAUCAGAGAUAUGGGUAUUAAGAGCACCUCCAAGGCUAUAAUGUCUGCUGCUGGGGUUCCUGUCAUUGAAGGUUACCAUGGUGAAGAUCAGUCUGAUGAAUGUCUAAAGGAACAUGCCAGGAGUACUGGGUAUCCAGUAAUGAUUAAAGCAGUUCGUGGAGGCGGAGGAAAGGGUAUGAGAAUUGCUCAUUCAGAAAAGGAGUUCCUGGACCAACUAGAAUCAGCCAGGAGAGAAGCAAAGAAGUCUUUCAAUGAUGAUGCAGUGCUGAUAGAGAAAUUUGUAGACAAUCCAAGACAUGUUGAAGUCCAGGUGUUUGGUGACCAGCAUGGCAAUGCAGUCUAUUUGUUUGAAAGAGAUUGCAGUGUGCAGAGAAGACACCAGAAAAUCAUUGAAGAAGCUCCUGGGCCAGGAAUUGAGCCUGAGGUGAGAAGGAAACUUGGAGAAGCUGCUGUCAAAGCAGCUAAAGCUGUGAACUAUGUGGGAGCAGGAACUGUGGAAUUUAUUAUGGACUCUCAACAUAAUUUCUACUUUAUGGAGAUGAACACUAGGCUGCAAGUGGAGCACCCAGUUACUGAGAUGAUCACAGGGACUGACUUGGUGGAGUGGCAGCUGAGGGUUGCAGCAGGAGAGAAAAUUCCCCUAAUGCAGGAAGAAAUUGCACUCAGUGGCCAUGCAUUUGAAGCCAGGAUAUAUGCCGAAGAUCCUAAUAAUAACUUCAUGCCAGGAGCUGGACCCUUACUCCACUUGUCUACACCACCACCUGACAGUUUUACCAGGAUAGAAACUGGGGUCAGACAAGGUGAUGAAGUUUCUGUACAUUAUGAUCCAAUGAUUGCUAAACUAGUUGUUUGGGCAGAGGAUCGCCAAGCAGCAUUGAAAAAGUUGCGGUACAGCCUCCAUCAGUACAAUAUCGUAGGACUAAGCACCAAUAUUGAUUUCUUACUAAGCCUGUCAGGACACCCACAGUUUGAGGCUGGAAACGUGCACACCAAUUUCAUUUCUCAACACCAUGAUGAACUGUUUCCAGCCAAACAGGCAACCCCAAAUGAAAUUUUGUGUGAGGCUGCUCUGGGACUCAUACUGAGAGAGAAAAUGAUAACAGAUGCUUUUAGAGUUCAGUCUGGUGAUAAAUUCUCACCAUUUGCAUCCAGCAGUGGCAGAAGAAUAAAUAUAUCCUACACCAGAAACCUGACUCUCCUAGAUGGUGAAAACCAUGUGGACAUAAUUAUAGGUUACAAUCAUGACGGUUCAUAUAACAUGCAGAUAAAAGAUAAAGCUUUCCAUGUUUCUGGAGACAUUUCUAAUGAGGGAGAUUUGACUUACCUGAGAUGUACAGUAAACGGGAGUGUCUGUAAAGCUAAGCUGGUCAUUUUGGACAACACUAUUUACCUCUUCUCACUGAAAGGGAGUGCACAAAUUGGGCUUCCAAUACCUAAAUACUUAUCUGGAGCAAGUGCAACAGGACCUCAAGGAGGUGCUAUAGCACCUAUGACUGGGACAAUUGAAAAGGUAUUUGUGAAAGCAGGGGACAAGGUACAAGCUGGAGACCCUCUAAUGGUUAUGAUAGCUAUGAAAAUGGAGCAUACCAUAAGAGCUCCCAAGGCAGGAAUAAUAAAGAAAGUUAAUUACCAAGAAGGCUCUCAGGCCAACAGACAUGCUCCACUAGUUGAGUUAGUGGAUGAAGACAUGGAAUCAAACUGAACUCCAAGGAAGGUGCUAUUUUUUGCUUUCUUGGUUUUCUCCAAGAAAGUGUCUUUAUAGUUUGUUCAGCAUUCCAUGGAUAUAGUUACAUGGGCAGAUUAUGUCCACUUCCCCUAAAAACUGGCCAUUACUGAAUUGUAAUAAAAGAUAAACAGCUAAGGGUCUGAUCGUGCAAUCCUUAGUGUAAAAUUCCCAUUGAGCAAUUACAUUUGCCUGAUUAGUGACUGCAGGAUCUGUCCUUAAAUUGGUAUUUUUACAGGUGUUUUUGUAGUGAUUGGAGACCAGCUUCCAAAAUAUUGGUUCUUGCCUACUUUGUCAUUAUGAGCUGCCAUUUUGCCCUUAAAGUUUCCUACAUUUCAGACUCCUUGUCAGGCAAUUUGAAAGCUGUCCGUGAUAGGCAAAUUUAAAUGCGUGCAUAGUAAUAAUAUCCUUACUGAGGCAAAACUCCCAUAAAUGGCCUGAGUUUUGCCUGAGUAUUGAAUGCAGGAUUGGUCCCAUCACAUAUACUCUUAACUAGGUCACUUUAUCUCUUGGUGCUUCUUGUUUGUCCAUUUGUAAAUGGGGAUAAUAAUGCUGAGUUAUGUCACUGAAGGGCGGGGUGUGUGAGGGAGAUUGAAUGUCCAUAAUUAUUGUAAAAUACUUUGAAGAUCUCUGAUGAAAGGUGUUGUAGAAGGGAAAAGAAAUAUUAUUGCUAUAUUCAUCAAAACUGAAUCUGUUUUCAGGAUGGAUUAUUUUAUUUUGAGAGUCAGAGUGUAAUACAGAAAGACUGUACAUUUAUUUAAUAUUAAAAUGUUUGUGCCAUAAUAAAAUACGUAUUUUAAAAUU